GCACAAGCACAGUCCAUAUCUUGCAAGUCUUUCGUUAUCCUUUAAGCCUCCUUCCACAACAACAUUUUUUUUUUCCUUUAAUGACGCUUAAUUUCAGAUCCUUAGGAGAGGAGGGGGAUUAUUCAUUCAUAUAAAACAAUCUGCAGCAUGGUGCCAGUCUUCAAGUCCUAUUCCCUCCUAUAUGUGGCGAAAGUCAUGUAUUAUUAAGAGAGAGGGGGGUGAAAAAAAAGAAAGGCCGUGUGGAAACGCGUGUAUGCCCGUGGAUUUGAGGUGGAUUUUUUUUUUUUUUGUGGGGGGGAAGCAAUCGAUCCAUCCAAGGCUUGAGGAGGAAUAUUGCUGAUGGUUACAAAAGAAGGCGAGAUGUCUUUCUCUCAAUUUGGAUAUCCUUACAAUGCAACCUCACAGUUUUUCGUGUCGGCAAACCCCAGUACGACUUGCUGCGAUUCGAUUUCCAGGUCGGUACCGGACGGGUCCACGGCGGGAGCGCAGAACUCCACCUCCGCCGCGGCCGCGGCAGCAGCCGCCGCUGCCGCCGCCGCCGCCUCCUUCUGUUGCCCGCCUUACGAGAACCGGCUGCUGACGGGGAGUCGCUCGGAGCUCAACGCGGCUCUGGGCGUGUACGGAUCCCCCUACGCGGCGGCGGCUGCAGCCAGCCAGAACUACGCCAACUACUUCCCCUAUGGAGCAGACCCUUCCGCCGCUAUCUACUCCUCUCUGAAUCCGCAGUACGACAUGAAGGAGAGCACGGGCACUUUGCACUCGGGCAUCAGUCAGACAGCAGCCUACUAUCCCUAUGAUCCCUCCCUGGGCCAGUAUCAGUAUGACAGAUACGGGACGGUGGACUUCAACAGCACGGCCAGACGGAAGAACGCCACCCGGGAAACCACCAGCACCUUGAAAACCUGGCUGUACGAGCACCGCAAGAACCCCUACCCCACCAAGGGCGAGAAGAUCAUGCUGGCCAUCAUCACCAAGAUGACCCUCACCCAGGUCUCCACCUGGUUCGCCAACGCCCGCCGGAGGCUCAAGAAGGAGAACAAGAUGACGUGGUCGCCCAAGAACAAGGCCAACGACGACAGGAAGGACGACAUCGGCAAGGGCGACCAGGACUGCCUCACCAAAGAUUCCAGCGACUGCAAGGAAGAAAAGGACUUGCACCUGAGCGAUUUGGACGACAUGGACGAGGACGACUGCGACAAGCUGGAAAGCGAAUGUGAAAAGGUGGUCUCGGACGAGCAGGACCUCCAUAGGUCCCUACCUGGCUCGCCCCCAAAGAGGGACUGUUCCUCGGAGCUUCACCUCAACCUGGUCAACAGCUUCCACCACGCCUUCCCCUGCGCCGUCAAAACCGGCCUCCCUUCUCUUCCGCCCGACUUCUUGGAUCCGUCGAAGACCGCUUCCACCACAGGGACCUUGACCCUGUCUCACUUUGAAGCUUCGGACAAACCGAGGAUUUGGUCUCUGGCUCGUACGGCUGCUUCGGGUGUCAUCCUGAGCCCCCAGCACGUACCUGAGCUGAGGAACUCCAGCGGGGACUGCCAGCUCCAGAGGUUGGCUGGCGCUCCUGGCGGACAAUGCGGGCUCAUGAGAGGCCUCCAGGAUGUCCCCGGUGCUGUGAGCCCCUUUCCUGAGGGCCCCUCUUUGCAUUCCAAAGUCUACGGCCCCGGCAGCUACAAUCACAAGGGCCUCCAACUGCACUGUCCGUCCUACGCUGCGCUCCCUGACGCAUGCCAGUACUCCACUUCGGAAGGAUUCUCCAGCAAGGCGGCAGAGACAUCACAAUCAUCAGAACUCAGUGACGCCUGUGCGAGCAUGCAUGAAGACAAGGCUGCUGCAUUCAGACCUGCGAUGAAGAGGUGAAGCAGAUGAACGGAGGAUGUCCCACGAUAACAAACUGGGAAGUUAAUUAUGCACUAAUGGACAUACUGGUCUCAGUGGGACAUUUGCUGUGUGGAACAUUUUGCACAACUUUUUUUUUUUUUUUUUUUUAAAUAUACGGUGUUGAAGACUUUAUGCAAAAACCAUACAAAGGUAUGAGAAAUGUGUGUGGCAAUCGCAAUUUGUGUAUUUAUUUUAUUUAUUGUGCAAAUGUUUGUUGAGUGACUUUGUGUCUCCUUUAAGUGUUCUGUUAAAAAAAAGUGUAUUGUCGUGCAUUUGUCUUCAAAAAAAGACAAAAGUGGCCACUUAUUCAGUUCAAUGUGUCGUGUUAUUGUGUAAAAAUGUGAACAAAUUCUGUGGGGUUUUUUUUGUUAUUUUUUUUUCUAAAAAUACAUGUGUUUUUUCCAA
Molecule: messenger RNA, 2286 nt
Organism: Nerophis lumbriciformis (worm pipefish)
Lineage: Eukaryota; Metazoa; Chordata; Actinopteri; Syngnathiformes; Syngnathidae
Gene: irx6a
Product: iroquois homeobox 6a
Biological process (GO): regulation of transcription by RNA polymerase II; neuron differentiation; cell development
Cellular component (GO): nucleus
Molecular function (GO): DNA-binding transcription factor activity, RNA polymerase II-specific; RNA polymerase II cis-regulatory region sequence-specific DNA binding
Source: RefSeq, a predicted model, not a curated record